AUGGCGACCGAUAAGAACAACGUCGAAGCCUUAAUUCGACAAUCUCGGCCAAUCAAUAUAAAAGAUCCAUAUGACGCUGGCUGGGUAGAGGGGAAGACUAUUCUUAUCACCGGAGGAGCUUCAGGAUUUGGAGAAGGAUUCUUCAGGAAAUGGGCACAUCAUGGCGCCAAUGUGAUAAUUGGAGAUGUGAACGACGCGCGAGGAAAUGAGAUUGUAGCAGAAGUUCGGAAGACUACAGGCAACAAGCAUCUGCAUUACAUCCACUGCAAUGUGGCAAAUUGGCAAUCACAGGUUUCAUUCUUUCGACAAUCGGUCAAGCUCAGCCCAACUGGAGGUAUUGAUGCGGUUGUUGCAAAUGCUGGAAUAUCAGAUGGCGCGCCAUUUUUCUACGAAGUACCUGAUUAUGAUGCUGUCGAGGAGCCACCGGCCCCAGUAUAUAAGUGUUUUGAAGUCAAUUUGGUCGGUGUGAUGUACACAUCUCAGCUUGCAUUGCACUACCUAUCGAAGAAUCCAAAGUCAGCAAUCCCAAACACCUCUUUGACACCAGCCCCCAACACACGAGACCGACAUCUUUUACUAUUGGGCUCAAUCGCCUCGUUAGGCCCUAUUCCAGGGCAAGUACAGUAUUGUGUGUCGAAGCAUGGUGUUCUAGGCUUGUUUAGAUCCCUGAGAAGCACAGCGUUUGUGAACGGAGUGCGAGUCAACAUCCUCCUGCCGUAUUUUAUAGACACCCCUAUUCUUCCAGCGGUUGGAAGAUUGGUAUUGGCGGGCAGCGGUAUGGGCAAGCCGGAGGACGUCAUUGAUGCAGGGACGAGAUUGAUGGCAGACACAAGGAUUGUUGGGAGGUCGCUGGCUAUCGGUCCCAAGGUUCGGAUUGACGAUGAUUGGCAAGUGAUCUCGCCAUCUUCUCCAAACGGCACAGAGUCUGCCGUGUGGGAGGCGUAUGCCGAGGAUUUUGUUGAAGUUGAAGCAUUUACACGCAGAUUUAUCGGAGCAAUCAAUCAAGUUGAGGUUAUUCGGGGUUGGGUAGGUUGGGCAACGGAUGUACUUCUUGCUUUCGCGUAUCCUGUGCGGAACAUGUUGAGGAGGUGA
This is a messenger RNA of Glarea lozoyensis ATCC 20868, 1092 nucleotides long. RefSeq names its product NAD(P)-binding Rossmann-fold containing protein. NCBI's taxonomy places the organism in Eukaryota, Fungi, Ascomycota, Leotiomycetes, Helotiales, Helotiaceae. Gene Ontology annotation, molecular function: oxidoreductase activity. The coding region runs from base 1 to 1092 and encodes 363 amino acids. The transcript is spliced from 3 exons. The record is from RefSeq and is a predicted model, not a curated record.